CAAUGCAACCCAUGCCUUCACCCUCACAAGUGGUCCUACUCCAUUAAUACAAUGAGAAGACUCCAUUUCUUAUCCAGCAAAACCCACCCUACCAAUGUUUUUUUCCGCUCUCCCGCACUCUCUUCAAUUCUCUCAUAAUACCAAAAAAUAAGUGAAGGGCCAGGGCCUAACCCCAUCAUCGUCGUCGUCAUGUCAGUGGUUUGGAGCAGGGAAGAAGAAAAGGCCUUUGAGAAUGCCAUCGCGAUUCAUUGGGUUGAAGAUUCAAAGGAACACUGGGACACAUUUGCUUCGAUUGUUCCCAGCAGAACCGUGGAAGAGUUGAAACGGCAUUACCAAUUGCUGGUUGAGGAUGUUUCUGAUAUUGAGGCCGGCCGCGUUCCACUCCCCACUUAUUAUGCUCAACAGGAAUCCGCCACUUCUAAUACUGCAGCCGCCAAAGACCCGCGUGCCCGUUCGGCUACGUUGACGUCCUCCGAUCGGCUUUCCGACGCAACCCGCGGUGGCGGAGCCGCCGGCACCUCUCACGACUCUGCCGGUAAAGGCGGCUCCCGCUCGGACCAAGAACGUCGUAAAGGGAUUCCAUGGAGUGAAGAAGAGCACAGGUUAUUUCUGCUUGGUUUGGACAAGUUUGGGAAGGGAGAUUGGAGAAGCAUUUCCAGGAAUUAUGUGGUUUCCAGGACGCCAACGCAAGUUGCUAGCCACGCGCAAAAGUACUUCAUCCGUUUAAAUUCAAUGAAUAGAGACAGGAGGAGAACCAGCAUACAUGACAUUACCAGCGUAAGAGGUGGCGGCGACGCAUCGCCUCACCAACCACCACCCAUCACUGGCCAGAACCCCAACGCCACCUCCCAUGGGAUGGGCUUGUAUGGAACGCCCGUAGGUCACCCCGUGGCCGCUCUGCCUAGUCAUAUUGCUUCAGCAGUUGGGACUAUAGUCAUGCUUCCCAGCCAUGCCCAUCCUCCUUAUGUUCUACCGGUGGCAUAUCCGAUCGGACCGCCACCUCCGCCGCACAAUAUACACCAAAAAUAAACUUACUACAUGACCACCGGGCGGAUGAUCGACCUGGUUCUCACUCAAUUUGGGAGGCCAGUCUUAAGUUUGUUCAAUUACUGUUUCUAAGGUGUGUUUAACAUUAAUUUAAUUUUCCUAGUUCUGCAACCAGAUGGACAAUUUUGUAAAUGCUGUGGACAUAUAAAAGUUAUCGGGCCAAUUAGGGCAGUGUAUCUUAAAUGCUACCGGGCUUUAUUAUAUCUUAUUGGGCCACUGUCAAAAUCGG
Molecule: messenger RNA, 1276 nt
Organism: Cuscuta europaea
Lineage: Eukaryota; Viridiplantae; Streptophyta; Magnoliopsida; Solanales; Convolvulaceae
Source: the annotation of a GenBank genome assembly